AUGUCGAGUUUCCAAGUCGGCGGCAAGGUGGUGGACCGCGUCGAUUUGCUCAGGAAGAAGCAAUUGCCGUGGCGCCUUGACGUUUGGCCUUUCGCCAUUCUUUACGGUGUGUGGCUUUCGGUUAUUCUUCCCAGCCUCGACUUUGUGGAUGCGGCGAUCGUUUUAGGCGCGCUCCUUGCGCUUCACAUCCUCGUUUGGCUCUUCACUGGUUGGUCUGUUGAUUUCAAAUGUUUCGCUCACUAUAGCAAGGCUAAAAAUAUUGACCAGGCUGAUUCCUGCAAGAUUACCCCGGCUAAGUUCUCGGGUUCUAAAGAAGUUGUGCCGCUUCAUUCUCGGAAAAGUUCUGCAGGUUCUUCAUCAGCUGCGGAUUUGGAAGAGAACUACUUUGAUUUUAGAAAACAAUGUUUUGUGUAUUCAAAGGAGAAGGGAACAUUUUGCAAGCUUUCCUACCCUACCAAAGAAACAUUUGGAUGUUACAUCAAAUGCAGUGGCCAUGGCUCUGAAGCUAAAGUUCUUGCAGCUACUGAGAAAUGGGGACGGAAUGUAUUUGAUUAUCCUCAACCAACAUUUCAGAAAUUAAUGAAAGAGCAUUGCAUGGAGCCUUUUUUCGUAUUUCAGGUUUUUUGUGUGGGGCUCUGGUGUUUGGAUGAAUAUUGGUAUUACAGUUUGUUCACUCUAUUUAUGCUCUUUAUGUUUGAGUCAACCAUGGCGAAAAGUAGGUUGAAAACUCUAACUGAGUUGAGACGUGUUAGAGUGGAUAGUCAGAUCCUAAUGGUACAUCGCUGUGGCAAGUGGGUUAAACUCUCUGGUACAGACCUUUUGCCCGGGGAUGUUGUCUCCAUAGGCCGCUCUUCUAGUCAGAAUGGGGAGGAGAAGUCUGUACCAGCAGACAUGCUUAUAUUGGCUGGAAGUGUGAUUGUGAAUGAAGCUAUCCUCACAGGCGAGUCUACUCCUCAAUGGAAGAUUUCAAUUGCGGGUAGGGGUAUGGAGGAGAAAUUGUCAGCAAAGCGUGAUAAAAGCCAUGUUUUGUUCGGUGGGACAAAAAUAUUGCAGCAUACCCCAGAUAAGAGUUUUCCUCUUAAAACUCCUGACGGUGGCUGCUUGGCUGUUGUCCUGAGAACGGGUUUUGAAACAAGUCAAGGAAAGUUGAUGCGAACAAUCUUAUUCUCGACAGAAAGGGUCACUGCCAAUAGCUGGGAAAGUGGAUUGUUCAUUUUAUUCUUGGUUGUGUUUGCUCUUAUUGCUGCUGGUUAUGUGCUUGUUAAGGGGCUUGAAGAUCCCACAAGGAGCAAGUAUAAACUAAUACUAAGUUGUUCACUUAUUGUUACUUCUGUGAUACCUCCUGAGUUACCAAUGGAAUUAUCAAUAGCUGUUAAUACUUCUCUUAUUGCCCUGGCACGGCGUGGGAUUUUUUGCACAGAGCCUUUUCGGAUACCAUUUGCUGGAAAGGUUGAUAUAUGUUGUUUUGACAAGACAGGGACACUUACAUCUGAUGAUAUGGAAUUUUCUGGAGUUGUUGGGUUGAAUGGAACUACAGAUUUGGAGUCUGAUACAAGUAGAGUGCCUGUACGAACAGUUGAAAUCCUGGCUUCUUGCCAUGCAUUGGUGUUUGUUGAGAAUAAGCUGGUUGGUGAUCCUCUCGAGAAGGCUGCACUCAAAGGAAUUGACUGGAGUUAUAAAUCUGAUGACAAGGCUGUACCGAAGAGGGGAAAUGGCCAUCCUGUCCAAAUUGUUCAUCGGUACCAUUUUUCAUCUCACCUAAAACGAAUGGCAGUUGUUGUUCGCAUUCAGGAUGAAUUUUUCUCCUUUGUGAAGGGUGCUCCAGAAGUUAUACAAGACAGACUCAUUGAGAUACCACCAUCAUAUGUUGAGACCUACAAAAUGUACACACGUCAAGGGUCUCGUGUUCUUGCUCUGGCCUACAAGUCCCUUGCUGACAUGACAGUCAGUGAAGCUAGAAGCAUGGAUAGGGAUACCGUGGAGAGUGGAUUAACAUUUGCGGGUUUUGUGGUAUUUAAUUGUCCCAUAAGAUCAGAUUCAGCAACUGUUUUAUCUGAAUUAAAAGAAUCUUCACAUGACUUGGUGAUGAUUACCGGUGACCAAGCUUUGACAGCUUGUCAUGUUGCUAGCCAAGUUCAUAUUAUAUCAAAGCCUACAUUAAUCCUUGGACCAGCACGAAAUGGUGAGGGAUAUAGUUGGAUGUCGCCUGAUGAGACUGAAAACAUUCGCUACAGUGAGAAAGAGGUUGAAUCUUUAUCAGAGACCCAUGAUCUCUGUGUUGGUGGUGAUUGUAUCGAGAUGCUACAACAGACAUCAGCUCAUCUUUUGGUCAUUCCUCAUGUGAAGGUUUUUGCCAGGGUUGCUCCCGAACAAAAAGAACUUAUCAUGACCACUUUCAAAACAGUUGGACGGUUAACUUUGAUGUGUGGGGAUGGAACCAAUGAUGUUGGGGCUUUGAAGCAGGCCCAUGUAGGAAUCGCUCUUCUAAAUGCAAUUCCUCCAACUCAAAGUGGAAACUCUUCUUCAGAUUCGUCUAAAGAAGAAGGUUCAAAAUCUGCUAAGCAAAAGAAAUCUAAGUCUGCACUGGACACAUCUGGAAAGAGUGCCGGUGAAGGCACUUCCAAAGGCAAAGUUGCUUCAAAAUCAGAUUCCAGUAGCCACUCUUCUGGUAACCGUCAUCAAGCAGCUGUUGAGAUGCAACGACAGAAGCUUAAGAAGAUGAUUGACGAGCUUAAUGAGGAAGGAGAUGGUCGUGCACCCAUUGUGAAGCUUGGUGAUGCCUCAAUGGCAUCUCCAUUCACUGCUAAGCAUGCAUCUGUUGCUCCUACCACUGACAUAAUUCGCCAAGGUCGGAGUACUCUAGUUACUACCCUCCAGAUGUUCAAAAUUCUGGGUCUCAAUUGUCUUGCUACUGCAUAUGUGUUGAGUGUUAUGUAUCUGGAUGGUGUGAAGCUAGGUGACGUACAAGCUACAAUAAGUGGAGUAUUCACUGCUGCAUUUUUCCUCUUCAUCUCACAUGCACGUCCUCUUCCAAGUCUUUCUGCUGAACGUCCUCACCCCAACAUCUUCUGUGCUUAUGUUUUCCUUUCUCUUUUGGGGCAAUUUUCUAUUCACCUGCUUUUCCUGAUUUCAUCAGUGAAAGAAGCUGAAAAAUACAUGCCAGAUGAAUGCAUUGAACCUGAUGCAGAUUUUCAUCCUAACCUGGUGAAUACUGUUUCGUAUAUGGUGAGCAUGAUGCUUCAGGUGGCAACAUUCGCUGUGAACUAUAUGGGUCAUCCGUUCAACCAGAGUAUUUCUGAAAACAGACCGUUCCGGUAUGCACUUGUGGCUGCUGUUAUUUUCUUUACCGUGAUUACAUCAGAUCUGUUCAGGGAGUUGAAUGACUGGUUGAAGUUAGUGCCAUUGCCAGUGGGAUUAAGGGAUAAGCUAUUGAUAUGGGCGUUUCUAAUGUUUUUGGUUUGUUAUUCGUGGGAGAGGCUAUUGAGAUGGGCCUUCCCUGGUAAGAUCCCGGCUUGGAAGCGGCGACAACGGCUUGCUGUAUCUAAUUUAGAUAAGAAGAAACAGGUCUAAGUAGUUGACCAAGACAAACACUGACGAUGAUGCAUGAAUUUUGCUAUAGGUUUUUUUUAUCAUUUCUCUUUCUAGCUCUUUUUCCCAACAAUCAAUGAGGAAUUUAUCGGAUGUCAAAUUGUUUUUGGGAGAAUGGUAUGAAUUUUAGAACACGUGCCCUCCCAUCUAUCUUUGUUAAUGAUUUUGUUAGCACACCACUUUUUAAUUAUUUUAAUGCUACCAUUCAUUAUACUGCUAAAUGAUAAUUUCUUUAGCCCUUC
Molecule: messenger RNA, 3830 nt
Organism: Vigna radiata var. radiata (mung bean)
Lineage: Eukaryota; Viridiplantae; Streptophyta; Magnoliopsida; Fabales; Fabaceae
Product: probable manganese-transporting ATPase PDR2
Exons: 21
Coding region: 1-3570 (1189 amino acids)
Biological process (GO): intracellular calcium ion homeostasis
Cellular component (GO): endoplasmic reticulum membrane
Molecular function (GO): P-type ion transporter activity; ATP hydrolysis activity; ATP binding
Source: RefSeq, a predicted model, not a curated record